CAAAUCAGAUCAACUUGUUUCUUUAGACAGAGCAUGUUCUUCCAACAAUGGUUUUUGCGUGGAAGAAUCUGGAAAGAAAUGAUAUAAUAAAUAUACAAGCCCGAAUUUCAUAAGCCGAAACCCAUUUCCUAUAUAAACCUUAGAAAAAACACAAAUAGUUUGGCGUGGCGGGCUUUCAAUUGGAGAAACCCAAUUUUCAAUUUCUACUGUUUUUCAAUCUCCUCCUUUCUAAAAUUUCCCACUGAAUAAUUUAAAAAUCACUUGAAAAAAAACCCCCGCAAAAAUCGCCAGCCUUGGUCCGAAUGGGGAAUCGAAGGUUUGCUCAGGUGUCCACUAGCGACGACGAGGACGAAGUCCCGAUUCCUACUCGACGGUCCCGGCCCGAAGACACGAGGCAAGAAAGGAAGAGGAAGAAAAUGAAGCUACAAGAAGAGGAAGAGGAUGGAGAGAGGGAAUUGAAGAAGAAGAAGAUGAAGAAGAAGCGAGACGAGGAUGAUGAGGAAGAAGAAGAAGAAGAAGAGGAGGGAGUUCAGGAGGAUGCAAAGCCGAUAGGGGAGGUUGUUAGGGUUUCUGGGAAGGGGAGAGGAAGGAGGAGUCAUUAUGAAGCUUUUGAGUUUGAUGGCAAUCGAUAUGAUCUUGAGGAUCCGGUUCUUUUAGUUCCUGAAGAUCAGGAACAGAAGCCUUAUGUGGCAAUCAUUAAGGACAUUAGUCAGACUAAAGUUGGGAGCAUUAUGGUUACCGGGCAGUGGUUUUAUCGCCCUGAAGAGGCUGAGAGAAAAGGGGGUGGAAGCUGGCAAUCACGUGAUACAAGAGAACUGUUCUAUAGCUUCCACCGUGAUGAGGUUCCAGCAGAAUCUGUGAUGCACAAGUGUGUGGUGCACUUUGUUCCCAUACACAAGCAACUUCCUAACCGUAAACAGCAUCCCGGUUUUAUUGUGCAGAAAGUUUAUGAUACUGUGGAGCGAAAGCUUUGGAAGCUAACUGAUAAAGAUUAUGAGGAUAAUAAACAGCAUGAGAUCGAUGUUCUUGUUCAGAAAACUUUAUCACGUUUGGGAGAGCUCCCUGACAUUGAGAUUGAUGAUGCUUCUGCUGCAGUUGUUGAUCAGGAAGAGCAGUUGAAGGCAAAAAGAACUCUCAGGAAAAAGAACAUUUCACCUCUUGAUGUUACGAGGGAUGACGAAGGAACUACAAAGUCUGAUCAACAGCUGAGAGCUGAAACUCCUGGAAGCUGUACAAGUAAUACCACUGAAUACUAUACAAUUUUAUCAAAAUCUAUGGUGCUUACGGGGGAAACCCAUCGUGAUAAGUGGAUGGAGAGGCUUCUCCAAGGAGUUCAGUACAUGUGUAGUUCUCCUGAUAGCAUGCAUGUUGAUGACAAAGUAAAAAGUGGUUCUGAUUGCUUGGAACGUGAAAGCGACACUAAGAGUUCAGGAACUGCAAAUGGGUCUCAUGAGAAGAGUUCAAAUAGUGGCAAGUCUUUUCCAUGGCCAGAUGCUGCUGUUCCUGCUGUAACUGCACUUGAGAAGGCCUCACAUGAUGCUCUUUCUUCUGAUUUCCAGAAAUAUAACCAGAAGUUACGGCAGCUUGUGUUCAAUCUGAAGAACAAUCCAUUGCUAGCUCGACGCCUACUAAAUGGAGAAUUGGAACCUUCAACAAUACUUAACAUGUCACCUAAUGAGUUAAAGGAGGGUUUAACUGCAGAAGAAACAGCAAAAAAAGAGCCUGAUGAAUCAGAGCGCAUGCAGAUGACUGAUGCUCGGUGCUCAAGAUGCAUGGAGUUUAAAGUCGGUCUAAGGGACAUUAUUCAAGCAGGACAUGGAGACCGCUAUCAGUUGGAAUGUAUUGCUUGUGGGAAUUCCUGGUAUGCUUCUAGAGAUGAGGCAUCUUCACUUACAAUAGAGGCCUCAGGUUCUGCUAAAGGUGUUGGCACGGGACGAUCAGUCAUGUCUAAGCCUGAAAUUCCUGAGAAGAUGUCGGUUAGCCCCCAUGAAUCAGAAUCUACAAAAAAGGUGGAGUAGGAAUUUUGCUGGGAUCAGGAGCAAAUUUGACUUUGUACAGUUGAAUGUUUGUGUAUGUGAUCUAGUGUUGUAGUUAACCAAUGGCAGAGUUAUUACAAUUAGUUAUCAUUACGUUUUAGGCAUAUAUACGUCCAUGCAGUAAGAAUUGUGGGUUUAUUCUUAAACUUAAGUUGAAUCAACCAGUAUUACUUUUAAAACCAACUGAAUGUACAGAAGCGGUGCCAACCUUUCGGUUUUCCCGAAACUAUUUGGAUCUCAAGGGAGCUCAAUGGUUAAAAUCAAUCAGACCCAUUUUGAGUCAUGAUUUGCGUUAAGCAUGUACCCAUUUUCACCGAAUUCUUCUUCCUGAUUUCUUGAAUGGGUGGAUGACAGCGGAUGCUGCACUUUUUUCUGUUCUACUUUUGGAAGAAACCUGGCAAGAGCCUUCUGAAGUAGGGCUAACAUUAUGGAGUGGGGUUGCGUAGGUUGCGCUCACACAAUCAAUCUUUAAAUGGAUAAAGAUGGCAGCUAUGCUCGGUUAUGGUGGUUGCCCGAUUUCAGUUGUUAAUGCUACUUUAUAGUAAGAGUUUCCUUUUUCGGUUACCAACUGAAAGUUAUAACUUAGCCUUGUAGGCAGCCAUGCAAAUUUGAUC
Molecule: messenger RNA, 2650 nt
Organism: Durio zibethinus
Lineage: Eukaryota; Viridiplantae; Streptophyta; Magnoliopsida; Malvales; Malvaceae
Product: ASI1-immunoprecipitated protein 3-like
Biological process (GO): DNA-templated transcription
Molecular function (GO): chromatin binding
Source: RefSeq, a predicted model, not a curated record